AUGGCCAAAAGUAAUGCAUUCAAUAGGCUUAUAUUUCUGUUAGUACUAUGUUGUUGUAAAAAUCUGGUAGCAACUCAGAAGCGCGCCAAGGAUAAUGGUGAUAUAUACGUACAACACAAGGAACAAGUGGCAAUUGGGAAUAAUAGCAGCGUCAUUGAUGUUGAAGAAGUGAUGCAAAUAUGCAAUGCCAGCUUUUCGGUACCAAUGGAGUACAUUGUGCAAUUUAAUACGACCGGCGAAUUGUCAGAUACCACGGAUAAAACGGGCAUGUGCUUCAUACGUUGUUUCUUUGAGAAAUCAGGGUUGAUAAAAGACUGGCAGUUAAAUACGGACUUAAUAAUGCAAAAUAUAAUGCCAAUAACAACAAGUUCAGUUCAGUUUUGUGAAUCGGAAGCUAAAAACGAAAUGAAUGCAUGCGUACGCACUUAUGCUAUUGCCAAGUGUCUGAUGAAAAGCGUUUUGGAAAAUGCGCGCAACAACACAACUGUUUGAAUGUCAG
Molecule: messenger RNA, 499 nt
Organism: Anastrepha obliqua
Lineage: Eukaryota; Metazoa; Arthropoda; Insecta; Diptera; Tephritidae
Gene: Obp84a
Product: general odorant-binding protein 84a
Exons: 4
Coding region: 1-492 (163 amino acids)
Molecular function (GO): odorant binding
Source: RefSeq, a predicted model, not a curated record